Pectinophora gossypiella (pink bollworm) is the source of this 3644-nucleotide messenger RNA. Its product is annotated as esterase FE4-like. NCBI's taxonomy places the organism in Eukaryota, Metazoa, Arthropoda, Insecta, Lepidoptera, Gelechiidae. The coding region runs from base 956 to 2572 and encodes 538 amino acids. The record is from RefSeq and is a predicted model, not a curated record. The transcript is spliced from 3 exons.
UAGUUCGUGUUUAAGUGCGAUAGCAAACGUUCAAUGUUACAUUGUUAUUUUUUUUGUUUUAUUUUUAAAUUCAAUUAGAUGGCAAAGUUCUCACGGUUGUUGUGCUAUUCGGACAUUUUUUUUAAAUAUAAACUAAAUUACUUAAGUUUUUAUUAGAUUACGAGGAGUGGAAAUCUGUUAUUCGAACCCUACAUUCCAACAGUGGAUAAAAGGAUUAGAAGAAGAGAAGAUAUAAAUUAAAAAAGAAUAAAAGUGUCAUGUGAAACUAAAAAACAAACUAUGAUUUAAUUGUUCAACAAUACAGAGUAUAAAUAAUAUAAAAAAAAAUAUCUUCAGUAACUUAGUAUAUGAACUUUUUUUGUUACAAAGACCAUUUCCCCUAUUUUGAAAUUAAAUAAAGUGAUUGUGAUUUUUGAGAUUAUUAUUAACAUUUAUAAAAAGAAAAAUCGAACAACCUAAACUACAUCACACUGCUGGGCAUAGGCCUCCAUUCAAUCAACUAAAGGGACUAUGGAGCAUACUCCACCACGCUGCACAAUUUCGCUUUAAUGUUUGAUAUGACAUAAAGUACAAGUCUUCAUCAUCAUCAGCCCAUUAACGUCCCCACUGCUGGGGCACGGGCCUUCCCUAUGGACGGAUAGGGAGAUCGGGCCUUAAACCAUCACGCGGGCCCAGUGCGGAUUGAUGGUUAUUAACGACUGCUAAUGCAGCUGGGACCAACGGCUUAACUUGCCUUCCGAAGCACGGAGGAGCUCGAGAUAAAAACUUUUUUGUGGUCACCCAUCAUUUGAGCGGCCUUUGCGAAAGUUGCUUAACUUCAACAAUCGCAGACCGAGCGCGUUUACCGCUGCGCCACCGAGCCCAUCCAAGUACAAGUAAUCUCCUCUCAAUCGGAGUACUAUGUAGCAUUCAGAGCAUACUCCACCACGCCACUCCGCUUGUAAACAGACUAAACAUGUCACUGUACCCAUUGAUACACUUUUCAGAGAACAUGACGUGUAUAGUGAACGUGGAACAAGGUAGCCUUCAAGGCAAGGAGUGCACGACGUAUAACGGCAGGAAAUACUACAGCUUCGAAGGAAUACCUUACGCGAAACCCCCUGUGGCCAAGCUGCGAUUUCGGGACCCUCAACCAGCAGAAAGCUGGACUGGCAUCCGUGAUGCCACUAAACCAGGAAACAAAUGUGCUCAAAUGGACCCCUACGGCAAAAACGCCCUGAUAGGCUCCGAAGACUGCCUUUACCUCAACAUCUACACCCCAAGCUUGCCACAGGAAAAAAUUGAAAACCUACCAGUAAUAUUCUUCGUACACGGUGGUAGAUUUUUAGUAGGCUACGGCGAUUAUUACCAACCAGACUAUUUCCUACAAAACGAUGUAAUUUUAGUCACAAUUAAUUACAGGCUGCAUAUAUUAGGUUUCCUUUGCCUACAUAUACCGGAGGCACCUGGAAACGCCGCAUUUAAAGAUACAAUAAUGGCGCUGAGGUGGGUGAAAAAAAAUAUAAAAUAUUUUAAUGGCGACGAGAAUAAUGUGACAGCUUUUGGCGAAAGCGCGGGAGCUGGGCUAGUGACGUCAUAUGUAACUACUAAAAUGGCGGACGGUCUCGUGAACAAAAUUAUUGGCCAAUCAGGAGUUUGUAUAUCAGAUUUGCUUUUAAUCGAAGAUGAUCCUGUAGAGAAAGCCAGACAUAUCGCAUCGAUUUUAGGACGGGAUUUGAAAGAUGAAAAAAGUUUAUAUGAGUUUUUAGUAAAUGCCCCUAUAGAGGAGCUAAUUUUCGCAGCAGGAGUCGCGGAGUUAUCCCGCCCUCCGCAUAUUAUAAGCGCUUACUUCUUACCAAACGUCGAGAAAAAGUUAGAAGGCGUCGAACCUUUUUUCGAAGAAUAUCCAAUUGCAACAUUGAAGCAAAAUCGUUAUUUAAAAAUACCGAUGCUAUUUGGCUUAAACUCGCACGAAGGCGCGUUAUUUUUAAGAAGAGACUCUGAAGGCAAGAUCCAAUAUUUAACAGACCCUGCGAAGUUCAUUCCGAGAUAUCUAUCUAUACCCGAAAAUAGUCCCAGAGCUGUUAAUUUCGGUAAACAAUUGAAGCAAUUUUACUUUAAAAAUAAAGAAAUCAAUGAAGAAACGAAAGAAGAAUACAUAGACUUUAUAUCUGAUUCAUAUUUCAAUAGGGACAUAGUAAUGUUCGCCGAGUACUAUUCGAAGUAUUGUGAUAAUGUAUACUUCUACAAUUUCUGUUACGCUGGUAAUAUGAACACAAGAGUAAUGAAGCAAUUGGGUUUGAAAGGGGCCUCACACGGCGAUAUAGUGCAGUAUCAAUUCUACAAAAAAAACAAAGCCGACUUAUGUGACGAGAAGGACAAAGCAAUUAUCAAAUUUAUAUGCGAAGCGUGGUGCAACUUCGCUAAAAAUGGUAAACCCACGUGGUCUGACCAGAAAGUGGAAUGGCAGCCUUACGACCAAGCCAAACGGCUGUGUCUCAACAUUGACAACAAUUUGUCACUAGUACAAUAUCCAGGAUGGAAAAGAAUCAAAUUCUGGAUAGAUAAUAUGGGUGAAAGGUCCAAAUUGUAAUAGUACUGCGGCACAGUGGGUGGUGAAGGUGGUAUCCCGACGUGCCGGCAGAGUAGAGAAAUGAUUGGUGAUAAACGGUGACAAAAUAACUUAUAAACUUCAGCAGGAACAUAUACAUACAUAAACAGCCUAUAUACGUCCCACUGCUGGGCACAGGCCUCCCCUCAAUCAACCGGAGGGGGUAUGGAGCAUACACCACCACGCUGCUCCAAUGCGGGUUGGUGGAGGUGUUUUUACGGCUAAUAGCCGGGACUAAUGACUUAACGUGCCCUCCGAAGCACGGAAUCAUCUUUUUCGGAUAAUCCGGUGAUUCAAGCCUGAAUCCUUACCAAACAAAGGACAGUCUCACAAAGUGAUUUCGACUAUGUCCCCAUCGGGAGUCGAACCCGGACCUCCAUAUCGUGACCGCAACGCUCUAACUACAAGACAACGGAGGCUGUUAUAUGUUAUUAUCUUCGAACACCGCUGGUCAAUCUCAUUUACCGCUUAGGCAUAAAAUGGCCCCGAUUCUUGCAAACAUCUCCUAAUUUUACUUUAAGUUAUAGGUACCUGUCAUUUUCUUAUCCACCGAAAAGGAAAGGGACGGAUUAUUUACAGCUCUUAAUUUUGGGAAGAAUGAGUAAAUGAAUGAAUAACCCGGGCGAAUCAAAAAGGUAUCUCGCUGGUAAGUAAACCGUUUGACGUGUGCCGUCAACAUAAUUCUGUCGGGUUAUUUGCAAUUUUUUAUAGGAUUUUAGAUUUGUGCUUAAUGUUUUAUUUAACAGGCUUCUAAAAAAGAGGUUCUAAUCUUGUUUCUGUUAAAAUUGUUAUAUUUUUAUUCAGGGAUAGUAGAGCUUCGUUGAAAUAUGAUUUAAUACACAUUAAUAUUAUAUACGAAGUAAGUAAAAUAAGUUCACUACUAUAUCCCAAUGGGGUAGUCACAGGUACUUCCAAGUACUUAAAUAUUUUUUUAUUAUUGUUAACUCUUUCGUUGUUGUUUUUUUAAAUUGUUUAUCGUUGAUAGCUUAAAAAUCGGAAAUGAUGUAAUUGUUAGUGAAUAAAUUAUUAAAAUGGUGAUUUCCCUUUAUUUAUA